AUGCGCGAUCUGGGCUGGUUUCGGAGGUUUGGCGGUUACUUAUACAGUGCUGUUAUUGCAGCACCAUCUCAUGGCAUCGCUUCCAAAACCAAUCACGUCGCCUCGGCGGUUGGCCCCAAGCAAAAUUCAUCCAGCAAUGGCGUAGCGGCACCGCGCCAUCGUCACCCCGCAAAUGGCACAUCCACAUCCGCACCCUGGCCCCGCGACACAGUGUUUACGACCUGCGGAAUGCACUGUGGCUGUCCCCUACCUAGGUCGGUAGCCAGCCACACACAACCAAGCAGCCAACAGCCCAAUAGUCGCAUGACCGUCACCGUCACUGUGCUAUGUCAAGCUCCAACCGUCGUCGUGCGCCGGGGCGGGCUUGGCUUCGAGGGCGUCAUAAUCACCAGAGACGCCGCGCCGAGGGGGGGUUUGGAGAGCGCCACCGCGGCCCAAAGGAGAUGAACAACAUGUCGUUGUGAUGGGGGACGAGAGAGGGGGAGGUUUCUCGGCCUCAUGUCUCUGAUGUAUUCCCGAUGGGUGAUGGACCGGACCCUUUUUUUUUUUCGUUUGCCAGG
Molecule: messenger RNA, 560 nt
Organism: Ilyonectria robusta
Lineage: Eukaryota; Fungi; Ascomycota; Sordariomycetes; Hypocreales; Nectriaceae
Exons: 4
Coding region: 1-447 (148 amino acids)
Source: RefSeq, a predicted model, not a curated record